Paramacrobiotus metropolitanus is the source of this 4521-nucleotide messenger RNA. RefSeq lists its product as uncharacterized. Lineage: Eukaryota; Metazoa; Tardigrada; Eutardigrada; Parachela; Macrobiotidae. The coding region runs from base 264 to 4250 and encodes 1328 amino acids. The transcript is spliced from 16 exons. The record is from RefSeq and is a predicted model, not a curated record.
GGGUAUGGAUCAUAGUGGAGCAAUGACGAAAUCUGUUGUCAUAAAAUUUAUUACAGCAUACGCUUUCGCAAUGGCACGCUAAAUAAGUUAAACUAAGCACGUAUUAUUUACUUACAAAGAAUAUCAAGUAUUGAAAAACUUUUACGGUUGCUUAUUCUUUGCUUAUUCAGUAAUUGGUUGGAUUACAUACUAGCGGUUGGCGGCUCGCAAUCGUUUCAUCUAUCUAUUUUGCCCAUCUGCUUUAAUUGAGCAGUACGUAUUCAAUGAUCAUCUUUUGUUUGUUUUUUUAUUCGGUGCUCAUCUUAAUUAAGACAGGAUAUGGAUAUGAAACCGUGUGCUACAUCUGCGAUACUAGAGAAGAGCUUAUAUCUGGCACGGCUGCCAAAGGCUGCGACGAUGACCUUUUCGGCUCUCUUACUUCGCGAACACAACGCUGCAGCGGUGUUUGCGGCAUCGAGGUUUCUCACGAUGGCACCUUUCGCCGCGCCUGCCACAAAUCAGAAGAGCCCCAUGUGGCAUUCAUGGCUCCGUACCGCUGCAAGCGACUUUCUGAAGGCGGUUCCCGCUGUUACUGCUCUAAGUCUUAUUGCAACUACAGUGCGCAAAGGGCAUUUGUUCAAGAAAACACUCUCUCCAACAGCUAUGUGGAUUUUUGGCCCAGUGACCAUGCUAAAACGCCUUUGGCGGCCCGGCAGACAGUGCCCACGCAGUGCUACAAGUGUCACACGCGCUACCAUGAUUCCAUGUGCGACGCUAGCCUAGAUCCGACAUCGGGACGUCUACCACCUCGAGUAAACUUUACGUCUAACUGCCUGCAAGGUUGCAGCGUGACGCGCUACUUCGUUACCAAUCUCGGAACGGAAGGCCAUUUGCGCUCAUGUGCCGGUGAUACGACAAGUCCCAUAGUGAUCCCGGAUUCCAUCCCUGAGACGUUCAAUUAUCAUUCAUGGUAUCUUUGCAAGAAAUGGACUGCAGCAAAUGUCCGAUACAUCACCUGCCAUUGUGUGAUUAAUGGCUGCAAUAAGGACAGCGCAACAACAAUCAAGUAUCUCAAUUUUACAGCUCAUCCGGACAAUGUUUGGUUUGCCUAUAAUCCUCGCAACAUGCCGUUUCCAUUACAAGCGACCACCUCGAUCUUUAACGGCUUUGAGGAAGCAGUUAUUGAUCCAACCACCCCAGCCAACUCUUAUUCCCGAAAUCCUCCAGAUUUUCUCCCACCUCUACAGGCCGACUUUUGCUACGAAUGUUUGAAUCGAUCGGUCUGCAACGAUUUGUUGCAUGCAAGCCAUGUGAUACAAAAGCCGAUCGAAUGCGUGAUCAAAAGCUGCCGUGUUGAAUAUUGGGCUGUUGACGGACAAACCGUUCGUGGGUGCUCGACUGACCCAUCGCGUACGACCACAAAUAUCGCUCCUUACGGGAACAUCAGCACACCCCAUGAUUAUCUCUGUAUCAAGCGACAGCGUUACGAUCCCCUCAGACAAUCCAUGGCUACAAUUUUCGAAUGUCAUUGCUCCGAUCGGUGGUUUUGUAAUUCACAACCUGCAGCAGCAUUUGAUUAUUUGUGGCAAAAUCCAGCAGUACAAUCAGUCGAAUGGAACGAGUGGUUUGGCUUCACACCACGAUCAUGGUUGCCGACACAGUCGCCUCCUUUCACACAAGGAAGUUCAACCACGACAGCGAAUACACCCGAUUCAAAAUCGCCAGUCACAACCGCUAUCACUGAGAUACCGGUCAUCGGUACCACCAAGGUGCUGGAUUAUGCUACGUCGAUUGCUCCUGGAGGCUUUAAGCGCGAAGCAGAUCAAUGUUAUCGAUGCACCAACUCUAUCGAUGCGACUGACCCCUUUUGCGAUAAUCUGCUGACCUUGGGAUCGGCGCUUCCGGUAACUGCUGCUUGCGUCGCAAAGAGCUGUUCCGUAACCUGGAUCGUCGGUGUCGGUCUGACUCGGGACUGUUCAUACAUUGUUCCUGGGAUGGAAGGCACCCCGUUUGGAGAUGUAACCACUUCUUCUGCAUACCUCUGCAGACGUCUGAAAGAUCUCGUGAUUUCCGGUAAUCAAGCAUCGGCGUUUGAGUGCCACUGUUUCAAUCACACGUAUUGCAAUGCGCAUCCGGAAAGCGCCUUCCUGGAUUUAAGCAAAGAACGCUUAGGCUACACGAAUUUCCUUUCCGAUCAGUGGUUUGGGUUUGAGCCGCACCGGGAAGUAACACGUUCUCCACCGCCUACGACGAGGGGUAGGACAAGGAGCACCAAAGUGCGACUAAACUAUGCCACACUGCUUCCGUCGGUUCCGUACGUUGGUAGCGCUGAUACAUGUUACCGGUGCCAGAGUAUUCCUACGUGCAGCGAUCUUCUGCACUCCGGUAAUGCAAGCAGUACUGUGCGUUGUGCUGCUAGGAGCUGCUCGGUUACGUAUUUCCCAGGUGUUGGGUUGACGCGAGACUGCUCAUAUAUCCAUCCUGGUAUGGAAGAUGUGCCUUUUGGUGAUAUUACAACCGGACUCACUUACAUGUGCAAGCGUCUAAAAGAGAUAGUGGUCACAGGGAACGCCCAAGUUGCCUUUGAGUGCCAUUGCUCUAAUCAGGCUUACUGUAACGUCCAUCCCGAGACAUCGUUCUUGGAUCUAGUCAAUGCACCUAUGUAUCAAGGCUUUCCUGUGGAUGAAUGGUUCGGGUACGAUCCUCUGGGUCCUUUUAUUACGCCAUCACCGGCAAAUGCCACACAUUCCACCGAUGUUGAAGGAAACUCUGUCGGUUCAACCACCGAUUUGCCGUCGCUUUCCUCUUCGACUAACGCAGCUGCACCGUCCAGCAGUGUCACCGCAAGUGCUGCAUUAUUUCAAGGAAACGCAGCCGAAUGCCACCGCUGUGUUACUGUCCCUGCGUGCAAUGAUCUUCAGGAUCCGGCUGCAGCUGCCGCGGAGCGCAGCCAUUGUGCCGCCAAAAGCUGCUCGGUGACGUAUAUUGCAGAUUUUGGACUCACCCGAGAAUGUUCAUUCCUCACCUACGGUGUAGAAGGUGUACCAUUCGGCAACGUUACCACACGUCUACCAUACAUAUGUAAACGUUUCCAGAGCAUCCUUGUGCUCAGUGGCAACACUUACACAGCGUUUGAAUGUCACUGCUUCGAUCAUCCAUACUGCAACGGCCACCCAGAAUCAUCGUUCGUUGCACUGACCCGCGAUCCAACUUACAUCGCGAUGCCAGACAAUCAGUGGUUUGGCUACGAUCCGUCAUUCGACAGCUCGUCUAACUCAUCUGCAAUGUCACUCGAAACACUUGCCGCACCGGUGUCCUCACCUGCCGGUAGCGAAGUAUAUCCUGGCGCUCCGGGUCAUACACCACCUGAUUCUCUUUUGAAAUGGCCUGACCUGAUUUUGCGCCCCACAAGCUCAUCACCAACAGAUAAACGUCCAUCAGCAUCAUCUGCCUCUGAGAAGCCGCAAAAUUUAGAAGCCAAUGCUUCAUCCUGUUAUCAAUGCUUAGAAAUUCCAACAUGCAAUGAUCUUUCCUUGGCCGACGACGUGGCUGAGAAUGUCCAGUGCCCAGCAAAGACUUGUUCGGUGACAUAUGUUGCAGGCGUGGGACUAACUAGGGGGUGCUCCGAUUACGCACCCGAGUUCCAAGGCGCAGUAUAUAAUAACGUUACUGCGGAUCAAACGUACUUGUGCAGACGACUGAAUGCUGUAAUGGUGGGUGCGGAAGCAUAUCCCGCUUUUGAAUGCUGGUGCUGGAGGCAGGCCUCUUGUAAUGAAGACUUAAGCGACGCCUUUACGCCCUUAAAAGAUAAUGCAUCAUACCUCAGUCUGACUACAGGACAAUGGUUUGCGUUUACUCCAGUCGAUCCGCUAAACUCCUACAUGGAGCUGUCAAUUUCGCUUCCCAUUACACCACACCCCAACGUAAAUGACAGCAAGUUGUCCACGCAAAGAACGACAAAACGGAAAAAGACCACAUCGCGAUCACCAAGCAGUGUGGUCGAAGACAGUCGAUGGCCUAAUACUGUCAUAUUAGUUGAUUCAAAGCCGGACGUUCCGAUGUAUUUACCUUACGGAUAUUUUAAAUACCCAUUCCAGGCAGCCCCAGCGGCGAAUCCGCAACCAGCACCGCUUCCGUCGCCAACCGGACCAUUCUCUGCUGCUAGCGAUUGGUGCUUCUCAAUUGGAAGCUUGAUGAGUUUAUGCUGGAAUGAAAACUUUCCAUAUUUUUCUUACCAGCGAGCUGGCCCGGAUAUGUCAACAGAAGCGUGAAGUCAUCUUUGUAUUUUGGUUUUAACUACAGUUUUACUCAAGGGUUUUUCACUGAAUCGAAAUACUGUACUCGUACUUUUGAAUACAGUAAUUAGUGCUGCUUCAUGAUAUUUAGAAUUUCAGUUAACAUAUGUACAUCUACAAAUGAAACUUCACAUUUAUUAGGUAUUGCAGAAGUCAUAUCUGAGAGUUUCCACCUUAUAAACAAUACUCGAGUAAUAUCAACUGGGCCAUUAUUAUUAAGGCAAAAGAGUCGCUACAACUUUACUGA